This is a messenger RNA of Acomys russatus (golden spiny mouse), 3499 nucleotides long. It is a transcript of the gene Farp1, whose product is annotated as FERM, ARH/RhoGEF and pleckstrin domain protein 1. Gene Ontology annotation, cellular component: cytoskeleton. Lineage: Eukaryota; Metazoa; Chordata; Mammalia; Rodentia; Muridae. The transcript is spliced from 26 exons. Gene Ontology annotation, molecular function: cytoskeletal protein binding; guanyl-nucleotide exchange factor activity. The coding region runs from base 24 to 3155 and encodes 1043 amino acids. The record is from RefSeq and is a predicted model, not a curated record.
UUAUAUUGUAAGCUACAUUCAUCAUGGGAGAGGUAGAGCAGAAACCCACGCCGGCGUCACGGCUGGGGGCCCCAGAGAAUUUGGGGGUCAGCACUUUGGAACGAGUCCAGAAAGCACCGCCCACACCUUCAGGAAAACUUAUGACCGUCAGGAUCCGGAUGCUGGAUGACACCCAGGAGGCCUUUGAAGUCCCACAACGAGCUCCGGGGAAGGUGCUGCUUGACGCCGUGUGCAGCCACCUCAACCUCGUGGAAGGCGACUACUUUGGCCUGGAGUUCCCUGACCACAAAAAGAUCAUGGUGUGGCUGGAUCUCCUGAAGCCCAUCGUGAAGCAGAUUCGCAGGCCCAAGCACGUAGUUGUGAAGUUUGUGGUGAAAUUCUUCCCACCUGACCACACACAACUCCAGGAAGAGCUCACCAGGUACCUGUUUGCCCUGCAGGUGAAGCAGGACUUGGCGCAAGGCAGGUUGACGUGUAACGACACCAGCGCUGCUCUCUUAAUCUCUCACAUCGUACAGUCUGAGAUUGGGGAUUUCGACGAAGCAUUGGACAGAGAACACUUAGCAAAAAAUAAGUACAUACCUCAACAGGACGCACUAGAAGACAAAAUUGUGGAGUUCCACCAUAACCACAUUGGACAAACCCCGGCAGAGUCCGAUUUCCAGCUCCUGGAGGUGGCCCGUCGGCUGGACAUGUACGGGAUCCGGCUACACCCUGCCAAGGACAGGGAAGGCACCAAGAUCAACCUGGCUGUCGCCAACACGGGAAUUCUAGUGUUUCAGGGUUUCACCAAGAUCAAUGCUUUUAACUGGGCCAAGGUGCGGAAGCUGAGCUUCAAGCGGAAGCGCUUUCUUAUCAAGCUCAGGCCCGACGUGAAUAGCUCAUACCAGGAUACCUUGGAGUUCCUGAUGGCCGGUCGAGACUUCUGCAAGUCCUUCUGGAAGAUCUGUGUGGAGCACCACGCCUUCUUCAGACUCUUCGAAGAGCCCAAACCAAAGCCGAAGCCCGUUCUCUUCAGCCGAGGGUCGUCUUUCCGGUUCAGUGGCCGGACUCAGAAGCAGGUUCUCGACUAUGUGAAAGAAGGAGGCCACAAGAAAGUGCAGUUUGAAAGAAAACACAGCAAGAUCCACUCCACUAGGAGCCUAGCUUCUCAGCCCACGGCACCGAACUCAGAAGCGCCAAAGCAGUCUCCGCAGAGCGCCAGCCUCACGUUUGGCGAAGGUGCUGAGUCUCCCGGUGGCCAGAGCUUCCAGCAAGCAAAGGAAACAAAACUCUCUGCCUUGGAGUCGGGACCUCACCAAAGCCCCGCUCUCUCUAAGAGCGCUCCAGGGAGCAAAGCUGUGGACGGAGCCACCGUGGUGCCGCCCGAGGAAGAGGAGGAGGGUGGCAUCCAGCGCAGUACACCUCAGCCCCCGCAGCCAAGCACAGGCUCCCUGACUGGUAGCCCUCACCUUUCAGAGCUGUCCAUCAACUCUCAGGGAGGAGUCGCUCCAGCCAACGUGACCGUGUCUCCCAACCUGAGCCCUGACACCAAGCAGGCCUCUCCCCUCAUCAGCCCGCUGCUGAAUGACCAAGCGUGCCCCAGGACUGACGAUGAAGAGGAGGGCCGGCGAAAGAGAUCCCCAACCGACAAGGCGUACUUCAUUGCUAAGGAAGUUUCCACUACUGAGCGGACAUACCUGAAGGAUCUUGAGGUCAUCGCUUCGUGGCUUCAGAGCACAGUCAGCAAAGAGGACUCCAUGCCCGAAGCCUUGAAAAGCCUCAUAUUCCCGAAUUUUGAACCUUUGCACAAGUUUCAUACCAAUUUUCUCAAGGAGAUUGAGCAGCGACUUGCCCUGUGGGAAGGACGCUCAAAUGCCCACAUCAGGGGAGACUACCAAAGAAUCGGGGAUGUCAUGCUGAGGAACAUCCAGGGCAUGAAGCACCUGGCGGCCCACCUGUGGAAACACAGCGAGGCCUUGGAGGCCCUGGAGGCCUCCAUCAAAGGCUCCCGGCGGCUGGAACACUUCUGCCGAGACUUCGAGCUGCAGAAAGUGUGUUACCUGCCACUCAACACCUUCCUCCUGCGCCCUCUGCACCGGCUCAUGCACUACAAACAGGUCCUGGAGCGGCUGUGUAAGCACCACCCUCCCAGCCACGCCGACUUCAGGGACUGCCGGGCUGCCCUGGCAGAGAUCACAGAGAUGGUGGCGCAGCUGCACGGGACGAUGAUUAAGAUGGAGAACUUCCAGAAGCUGCACGAGCUCAAGAAAGAUUUGAUCGGCAUCGACAAUCUUGUGAUCCCAGGACGGGAGUUCAUCCGCCUGGGCAGCCUCAGCAAGCUCUCGGGGAAAGGGCUCCAACAGCGCAUGUUCUUCCUGUUCAACGACAUGCUGCUGUACACCAGCCGGGGGCUGACGGCAUCUAACCAGUUUAAAGUCCACGGGCAGCUCCCGCUCUAUGGCAUGACGGUGGAGGAGAGUGAGGAGGAGUGGGGUGUGCCCCACUGCCUGACCCUGCGAGGCCAGCGGCAGUCCAUCAUCGUGGCCGCCAGUUCCCGGUCAGAGAUGGAGAAAUGGAUGGAGGAUAUUAAGAUGGCCAUUGCCCUAGCAGAGAAAAGCAACGGACCCACCCCUGAGCUCCUUGCCAGCAGCCCUCCUGACAACAAGUCCCCAGAUGAAGCCACAGCCGCUGACCAGGAGUCAGAGGAUGACCUGAGCGCCUCUCGGACCUCACUGGAGCGCCAGGCUCCUCACCGUGGCAACACAAUGGUGCACGUGUGCUGGCACCGCAACACCAGUGUCUCCAUGGUAGACUUCAGCAUCGCUGUGGAGAACCAGCUGUCUGGGAACUUGCUGAGGAAGUUCAAGAACAGUAACGGGUGGCAGAAGCUGUGGGUGGUGUUCACCAACUUCUGCCUGUUCUUCUACAAGUCACACCAGGACAAUCACCCCCUCGCCAGCCUGCCUCUGCUGGGCUACUCCCUCACCAUCCCCUCGGAGUGUGAGAACAUUCACAAGGGCUACGUGUUCAAACUGCACUUCAAGUCCCACGUGUACUACUUCAGGGCUGAAAGCGAAUACACAUUUGAAAGGUGGAUGGAAGUGAUCCGAAGCGCUACCACCUCAGCCUCUCGGGCCCACGUUUUGAGUCACAAAGAAUCUCACCUGUAUUGACGGCUGGACACACUCAUUGGUUGGCCCAGCCACGGCUGCAUUCUUGGAUAUAACAAAGCCUAGUGAAUCUCACACCUGUCUGAACACACUGACCAUCUGCAGUGGUUCUUGCCCACCUCCCUCCACAGGCGACGCUCCAAACCUUGUCUUUCUCCAGUACUGAUCUCUCGUGAACAGCCUUCCCCCUCCAGGGGGGAGGACUUGUCUUGCCGUUCUUACGGGGCGCGUUGGCUUGUGCCAGUAUUGAGACAUUGUCAUCCAGAGUGCCAAAUGACAGCUUUGCUGUGCAAGCGCACCCUGGUGCAGGGCCCCCACGUCCGUUCACCUGAAGACACAGCAAGUGU